Molecule: messenger RNA, 1630 nt
Organism: Menidia menidia (Atlantic silverside)
Lineage: Eukaryota; Metazoa; Chordata; Actinopteri; Atheriniformes; Atherinopsidae
Source: the annotation of a GenBank genome assembly
AGCAUCAGGAUGCAGAUCCUGCUGGCAAGGCUGCUCGGCCUGCUGGGGCUGUUCAGCCUCAUGCUGGCCGGGGUUCUAGUGCCGGUGCGCCUCUUGAUGGUCGACUACGAGAAGGCGAGUAGGUACAGGCGGGCGCUUUCUCUGUGCAACUCCUUCGGAGGAGGUGUGUUCCUUGCCACGUGCUUCAAUGCUCUACUGCCGGCCGUCCGAGAAAAGGCGAGCGGCGUGAUGGCGCAGCUGCACAUCAGCAGUGACUACCCACUGGCAGAGACGAUGAUGAUGGUGGGCUUCUUCCUCACCGUCUUCGUGGAGCAGGCCGUGCUGACCUUCAGGAAGGAGACGCCGUCCUUCAUCGACCUGGAGACCUUCAAUGCCGGUGGCUCUGAGGCUGGCAGCGACUCGGAGUAUGACACGCCCUUCAUCUCCUCAGCGCGGGGCUCCGUGGCUGGGGGGAGGCGGCACGGCCACCAUCACGGUCACUUCAGCCCGGCGGAUCUGGCGGGGGCGGGGCCUCUGCGGCUGGCCGGCCUGGUCCUCGCCCUGUCGGCGCACUCGGUGUUCGAGGGGCUUGCGCUCGGCCUACAGGAGGACGGCGCCAAGUUGGGCGGCCUCUUCCUGGGCGUGGCAGUGCACGAAACACUCGCCGCCGUUGCCCUCGGGGUGAGUGUGGCCAAGGCCUCGCUCGGCAUGAGGGACGCCGCCAAGCUGGGCGUCACUGUCAGUCUGAUGAUCCCACUGGGGGCGCUGGUAGGGGCGGGCAUCCAGUCAGCGCAGACACUGGCCGGUGGAGUGGCGUCCGUGCUUCUGCAGGGACUUGCCGCCGGGACUUUCCUGUUCGUCACCUUCUUUGAGAUCCUGUCCCGAGAGCUGGAGGACAAACAGGACCGGCUGCUCAAAGUGCUCUUCCUCAUCCUGGGCUACACUGCGCUCGCCGUGCUCGUCUUCAUCAAGUGGUGACGGGCAGGAAGGAGGGUCCCGGACUGGACCCCGCAUCUGUUCCUGUCACUUCAGUGCAGCUCAAAGGCACCGAGGGGCUCCAAACCCAAAAGAAAGAGACAUUUUUUAAUUAAAUGAUUUGUAUAUAAAGAAAGUUACUGCCAAGGUUUGCUUUUCUGCGUUCAUCAAAACCAAAGAGAAGCAGCAGAGACUCUGUAUCAUCCAGGGGUCAGAAGGAGAAAAAUCAAACCCAAUAGAAUCCUCCCCAGCACCAAAGAAAAGGUUCGUGGAAGUUUGAGAGGGAAAUCUAGGUCAGCUCGUCUUUAAUCAGGCCGAGAUCAGCACCACAUCACCCUCUGAAGAAACACUUAAAAGGAGACUCUGUUCUGGGACGGCAGGAACCGGGUUUGGUUUCGGGAACCCACAGUAUCCGCCUGACUCACUGGACUAAAAGUAGGUUGUGCUGGGUGGGCAAUCUGCCACCAGAACCAGCAGCCACUCCCCGUCCUCUGUUUGAAUGUUUUCCGAAUAAUUUAUUUUGAGUUCUGCGCCUGAAGAGGUUUCAGCUCCAGCUUGUUGUUUGUACUUCCUCGUUCCUCAGUGACUUGUGAAUCAGAUUUAUAUUUCUGAAAGCCUGUGUCCAUAGAAGCGAUUUUACUUUUGUUAAAUGGAAUAAAACAGACCCUGAACUCUU